Mobula hypostoma (lesser devil ray) is the source of this 2255-nucleotide messenger RNA. Its product is annotated as inositol polyphosphate 1-phosphatase-like. Lineage: Eukaryota; Metazoa; Chordata; Chondrichthyes; Myliobatiformes; Myliobatidae. The coding region runs from base 926 to 2113 and encodes 395 amino acids. Gene Ontology annotation, biological process: phosphatidylinositol phosphate biosynthetic process. Gene Ontology annotation, molecular function: inositol-1,4-bisphosphate 1-phosphatase activity. The record is from RefSeq and is a predicted model, not a curated record. The transcript is spliced from 6 exons.
UGAAGGGCCCCUAUUAUUCGCAAGGGAGAGUGGAGAUCCCAGAGGGAAGGUAUGGUUGCGUUGCCCUCUUAUGCGAGAAUGAGUAUUUCAGAGCUUCAGACUCAAUGGCAAAAUCCAAUUGUAUAAGGCGAUCUAAUGCAGAGAACAACGACCUUGUUUAAGCUAAAUACUAUCUUUCCCCUCUCUGCUGAAAAGCUUGGGUGUUUUGCCGCGUUAGUGAUUACUGUAGGUGGGGUCUGCAUAGGAGGCAAAAGCUUCGGUCACAUCCGAGAGGAAAUAAAUGCCCCCACUCCCUCGGAGAGCAGACGUUGUCACCGGAGCUGGCGAGUGGUUAUUCUCGGCUGACCUCCUCCCCACAGUACAAAUACCCUGCUGCACUGCAGAGCGGCGACAAGAGCUCGGCAAAACGCUUACGGUACAGAAAGAACACCUCGCCGCUUACAAGCUACGGUUAGACUGCGCUGCGCACUCACAACAUGGUUUUAUUUGAUGCACAUGUCAAACGCUCAUUGUGGGAGAACUGCCAGAAAUGACGUUUUAUUUUAUUUUUGCAAGAAGACUGCUCUAAAUUGGCACACCAGUCACGUUAUUUCCACAACCCGUGCCGCUUUGCUGCGGAUGCGAAAUCCUUGCGGUACUGCUAUGUCCUUUGUCGUUGGCGUUAGCAAGCCAUUCAGCUCCAAGUGGUUUCAGAAGUGUCAGUUGAUAAGGACAUCCAAAGCAGAAGUUACCAGUGAUUGUAAACAGCGAACGCUGGCUAGUGCCUCCAACACUGUUACCGGAAUCAAUUGAAAUACCAGGAUCAUAUCAGAGAAGCAACAAGUUAGAAGAAACCUUUUUGCAUUCUUCUGCUGUGGUGUUCCGGGUCUAUAGAAUCUCCUUACGUAUACAGGAGAACUGCCCACACAGACAUCUAGCUCUCAAAAUGUCAGAAGUUCUGAGUGCACUAGUCCACGCCUCAGAAAAAUCUGCAAACAUUGCUCGUGCUUGCAAACAAGAGGAGGCGCUCUUCCAGCUUUUGGUGCAGGAAAAAAAAGGCAGUGAGAAAAAUAAGAAAUUUGUCAGUGAUUUCAAAACACUGGCAGACGUGUUGGUUCAGGAGGCAAUCAAGCAUGACAUGGGAAAAAAAUUUCCAGGACUGGAAGAUCACAUAUUUGGUGAAGAAUCAAAUGAAUUCACUAACAGUUUGGGAGAAAAGAUUAAAGUUGGAGUGUGUGCAACAGAGGAAGAUACAGCAGAGUUGUUGAGCAAAGUGCUAAAUGGAAACAUAACUGCAGCGGAACUACUGGCUUCAAUUAUACAUCAUGAUGUCUCAAUUGAAGAUCCAGCACUGGAAAAGUUGGCAGCAGAAAUCCCCCAGGAUACCAUGGCCCUUUGGGUAGAUCCUAUAGACUCGACAUUUCAGUACAUAAAAGGAUAUGCUGACGAGAAGUCAAAAGAUGGAAUAUACUCCAAAGGCCUUCAGUGUGUAACUAUUCUAAUUGGAGUGUACAACAGAAGUUCUGGGCUGCCAAUAAUGGGUGUCAUCAACCAGCCAUUUGUAACCCGUGACCCAGACAGUCUCAGGUGGAGCGGACAGUAUUUCUGGGGGCUUUCAUAUCAAGGCAUCAAUAUAUGUUCACUACAAAUUGGUGCGAACACAGCUUCUCAACCAGGUGAUGAUCAGGGUGAAGUCCCAAGGCAGAAGGAGAAGAUGCCAGAUAGAGACAAUGAUUUGUCAGCUGUCAUGAGUACAAGUGAAAGUGAGAGCAUUAAGUCAGCAUUAUCAAAGCUACGGUUGUAUUACGCUGCAGGUGCUGGCUACAAGAGCCUCUGUGCUGUGCAAGGUUUUGUCAGCGUCUACCUUUUGUCUGAGGACACCACUUUCAAAUGGGACUGUUGCGCACCGCAUGCUAUACUGAAGUCCCUGGGUGGAGGCAUGGUAGACUUUCGAGAAUACUUGAAAAGAAGAAAAGAUGGCAAUCUAGAUGAACUUCCUGAGCUGGUGUAUAACAUGCCAGUGGACGGGGUAACAGGGUCAGACAGAUGGGCCAAUAAGGGAGGCUUGGUAGCUUAUAGAUGUCGCAAGCAUUUGGACACCAUCAUGAAUAUCAUUUCGAGUGUGGACCCCUGAUAUCAGUGACCACCUUGUAACUGGCAUUCCAUUUGAAGAAAGCAUAUCUUAAGUUGUUAAUAUGUACUUAAUCUAUGGCUUGUGUUCCAAGUUUGGACUUCACAUGACUCAGCAAUAAAAAAAAAACCAAAGUAUCACGUCA